Molecule: messenger RNA, 894 nt
Organism: Amphibalanus amphitrite
Lineage: Eukaryota; Metazoa; Arthropoda; Thecostraca; Balanomorpha; Balanidae
Product: phospholipase A2-like
Exons: 5
Coding region: 210-743 (177 amino acids)
Biological process (GO): phospholipid metabolic process; arachidonate secretion
Source: RefSeq, a predicted model, not a curated record
UACUGGAGCUGUUGCAGCCGCUGCAGCCGGCGGCAGCUGCUCCCAGACAGCUGCCGGCCAGCUCAGAGCGAGAUGAACACACUCAAGCAGUCCUGCACAGCUUCUGUCAAACGUUCUCCGGCCGGACCUUGCUAUGUGGACCGGCGAGGAGGACCAAACGGUCCACAGACGACAUCUGGACAGACAUCUUAGCCAACAGCACUGCGAAAAUGCCGGACACCAAGUGGUGCGGCACGGGCACCAGUGCCACCAGCUACGACGACCUGGGGUCGGCGCGAGCCACCGACCUCUGCUGUCGGCAGCACGACCACUGUCCGGUGUCGCUGGAAGCCGGGGAGGCGCGGGGCGGUGUCACCAACACCGGGCACUUCACACGGUCAGACUGUGAAUGUGAUGCUGCGUUUUUCCACUGUCUGGUCAAGGCUGCCACGGUGCAUUCACAACUAGUGGGAGAGCUCUACUUCAACCUUCUGGAGCCAGACUGUAUCGAGAGCAGCACUACACGAAGUGAGAGGCGUGAAGAAGCUCGUGAGGACCAGAAUCAGGCCAAAGACCAAGACUCGUCUGAGGACCAGGACGAGGACCAGACCCGGGACCGCUCUCCUCAGCGAGGUGCGCGUCUGCGGUUCGUCCGCCAGCCGCUGGCCGGUCAGUUUCCCGAGCCACCCAAUGAAGAGGCGAUGGCAGACCGGGUCGAGGCGCUGGCCGCCAGGGCACUGGGCGUAUUCACUGCGGGGAGGUAGUUGGACUAUAGCGGGCGGACAGCGGGGUUUACAAGGCGGCCUGGCACUGCGGGUCGGGCAUUUGGUAGAGGACGGGUGUGGGCUGUGGGUCUGACAGUGUUUCAGUUCACAAUAAAGCGGACGCAUUGUACACGAUGCGUGCUUGUAUGAA